Molecule: messenger RNA, 711 nt
Organism: Vicia faba (fava bean)
Lineage: Eukaryota; Viridiplantae; Streptophyta; Magnoliopsida; Fabales; Fabaceae
Source: the annotation of a GenBank genome assembly
AUGGUGAACGCUUCUAUUGCUCGUAACAUUGUUGGAAUCAUAGGGAAUGUUAUCUCCUUCGGAUUGUUCUUCUCGCCAGCUCCGACUUUCUAUAAAAUUAUAAAGAAGAAAGAUGUGGAGGAGUUCAAGCCUGAUCCAUACAUAGCAACUGUGUUGAGUUGUGCGUUUUGGGUGUUCUAUGGAUUACCUUUUGUGCAUCCAAACAGUCUUUUGCUUGUUACCGUCAAUGGUGUUGGGCUUGUUUUCGAGUUUGUCUAUCUCACCCUAUUUUAUAUCUAUUCCAACAUCAAAGGAAGGAAGAAGUUGCUUCUUUAUCUUCUCAUUGUGAUUAUUUUCUUUGUUAUCAUUGUUCUUAUAACAAUGUUGGCACUACAUGGCACUACCACUCGAUCCUUGGUGGUUGGUAUUAUUUGUGAUAUCUUUAAUAUAAUGAUGUAUGUCUCUCCUCUUACCGUCAUGGCAAAGGUUAUCAAAACUAAGAGUGUUGAGUACAUGCCAUUUUGGCUCUCUUUGGCUAACUUCCUUAAUGGAUUGAGCUGGGCAUCAUAUGCUCUCAUUCACCCUCUUGACAUUUAUGUUCUGAUCAGCAAUGGAAUUGGAGUAAUUUCUGGACUUAUUCAGCUUCUGUUAUAUGCUUAUUUCUGGUGCAAGGGUGGAAAGAAAAUUGAUGAGGGUGAUCAUGUUCCAAAACCAACUAUAGAUGCAGUUUGA